Molecule: messenger RNA, 976 nt
Organism: Cajanus cajan (pigeon pea)
Lineage: Eukaryota; Viridiplantae; Streptophyta; Magnoliopsida; Fabales; Fabaceae
Product: protein LOL1
Source: RefSeq, a predicted model, not a curated record
CUUACUCCUGCUGGACGCACUCCCUACACCUUCAUGCAUAAGGAGAAGCUACUAGUUUGAUUCUUACUUUAUCAUUUGAUUUGCUGGCACCUUCUGCUUCACUGGGGCUGAAAAAAUGGGAGAAAGUGCUUUGUUCUCUGUGUAGAGUUUGGCAGAGAAAGAUAACAUUUUUGAGUCCUUUAUAAUGCCAGUUCCACUUGCCCCCUACCCAACACCACCAGCUCCCUAUACACCACCAGCUAAUGGUGCACAGAGUCAACUUGUCUGUUCAGGGUGUAGAAACCUUCUAGUCUUUCCAGUUGGAGCCACCUCAGUGUGCUGUGCAGUUUGCAAUGCAGUCACAGCAGUGCCGCCUCCUGGCACAGAAAUGGCCCAGCUAGUUUGUGGAGGUUGCCAUACUUUACUCAUGUACAUCAGGGGAGCGACAAGUGUCCAAUGCUCUUGUUGUCACACGGUCAAUCUAGCUUUGGAAGCAAAUCAGGUGGCACAUGUCAACUGUGGGAACUGCAGGAUGCUACUCAUGUACCAAUAUGGAGCAAGAUCCGUGAAAUGUGCAGUUUGCAAUUUUGUAACAUCAGUUGGGGCCACAGCAAGCACCACUGAGCAGAAGUUCAGCACCUAAAACAUACUAUGGCAAGGUCAUUAUAGACUCUACAACUUUGGUUUUGCUUAUCACAUAUCGCCCUUAAGGAAUUAAGAGUUAUCAGAUUGGAGAGGAAACUCUUUUCACAUGUAUAGAGUUAUUUUUCCCUUGCGUGAUUGUAUUAAAUAUUUUUGUUAGAUUGGGUGUAUGAAGAACUAUUUAUGAUAAGUUUUCAGAUUCUGAGUGUUUUGAAAUUUCUCAUCUUUAGAUUGGGUGUAAAGUUUAUUUUCAGCUGUAGAUAGUUUGUAUUAUUAGAAAUCAUAUAUGCACAGAUAGAAAGUAAUUGACGUAACCCUCCCAAUCACUAAAUAAGUGGUUGAGAAUGUUUUGGUA